UCCUCACCCUCUCCAACUUGCUCCCUCCUACUUCCCUUCUUCAACCUCCCUCCUCCCUCCCAUCAUUCUUCCCUGUUUCCAUCUCUGAAAUCGUCACCCUUUUGUCCAUCACACACCUAUCAAAUACAUCUUUCCUUCUUUUCCUCUGUGGCUCGCUAUCUUCCUGUCUCUUCGCCAUCAUGAAGGGCAUCUUGAGCCUGUCCCUGCUUCCGCUCCUUACGGUUGCGUCACCCGUGCUCGUGGACUCCAUCCACAACGGGGCAGCUCCCAUUCUCUCGUCGGCCAACGCCCAGGAGGUGCCCGACUCGUACAUUGUCGUUUUUAAGAAGCAUGUCGACUCGGAUUCGGCUGCUGCCCAUCACAGCUGGGUGCAGGACAUCCACCUGCAGUCCCAGAACACUCGCACCGAGCUGAAGAAGCGGUCUCUCUUUGGCUCCGAGAAUGAUGUUUUCCGUGGCCUGAAGCACACCUUUGAUGUGGCUGGCUCCCUCGUGGGCUAUGCUGGUCACUUUGAUGAGGAUGUCAUCGAGCAGGUCCGCCGGCAUCCUGAUGUUGAGUACAUCGAGAAGGACUCUGAAGUCCAUGUGAUGGAAGACAAUACCGUCGAGAACGGUGCCCCCUGGGGUCUGGCACGUAUCUCGCACCGGGACAGCCUGUCGUUUGGUACCUUCAACAAGUACCUGUACGCCUCCGAGGGCGGUGAGGGUGUUGAUGUCUAUGUCAUCGACACCGGUACCAAUGUUGACCACGUCGACUUUGAGGGUCGUGCCCAGUGGGGGCAGACCAUCCCCGAAGGCGAUGAGGACGAGGAUGGCAAUGGACACGGAACCCACUGCUCCGGAACCAUUGCCGGCAAGAAGUACGGUGUGGCCAAGAAGGCCAAUGUCCGCGCCGUCAAGGUCCUGAGAUCCAACGGCUCCGGCACCAUGUCUGACGUGGUCAAGGGCGUUGAAUGGGCUGCCAUUGCUCACUCCGAGAAGGUCGAGUCUGCCAAGAAGGGCAAGGCCAAGGGCUUCAAGGGCAGCGUUGCCAACAUGUCGCUGGGCGGUGGCAAGUCCCGCACCCUUGACCUGGCCGUCAACGCCGCGGUUGAUGCUGGCAUCCACUUUGCGGUCGCUGCCGGCAACGACAACGCCGACGCCUGCAACUACUCGCCCGCCUCGGCCGAGAAGGCCGUCACUGUCGGUGCCUCUACCCUCGCGGACGAGCGGGCCUACUUCUCGAACUACGGUACUUGCACGGACAUCUUUGCCCCGGGUCUCAACAUCCUGUCGACCUGGAUUGGCAGCAAGUAUGCCGUCAACACCAUCUCGGGCACCUCGAUGGCCUCUCCCCACAUUGCCGGUCUUCUUGCCUACCUGGUCUCCCUGCAGCCCGCCAAGGAUUCUGCAUUUGCGGUGGCCGAUAUCACUCCCAAGAAGCUCAAGGAGUCUCUCAUUGCCAUCUCCACCAAGGGUGCUCUUACCGACAUUCCCAGUGACACUCCCAACUAUCUCGCCUGGAACGGUGGUGGCUCGUCCAACUACUCGGACAUUGUGUCCCAGGGUGGCUACCAGGUCGCUCAGAUGGAAGACCGCCUCGAGAGCAUCUUCCACAAGGCGGAGAAGGUGAUGCACGAGGAGCUGGGCGCCAUCUACAGCGAGCUCAAGGACGCCUUUGUCCAGUAAUUGCCUGGCGAAGAGAACAGGGGUUACAGAGUACCUAGGACUGGUAUAUCCGCAUCCGGCGCUGGUUGAUCGUUUGUUUUAUCUUUUUUUUUU
Penicilliopsis zonata CBS 506.65 is the source of this 1760-nucleotide messenger RNA. RefSeq lists its product as hypothetical. Gene Ontology annotation, biological process: proteolysis. The record is from RefSeq and is a predicted model, not a curated record. Bases 180 to 1667 code for a protein of 495 amino acids. NCBI's taxonomy places the organism in Eukaryota, Fungi, Ascomycota, Eurotiomycetes, Eurotiales, Aspergillaceae. The transcript has 3 exons. Gene Ontology annotation, molecular function: serine-type endopeptidase activity.